AUGAAAUUGAAACAAACAAAAAUCGUCUUUGCUUGAUGAAUGAAUUUAAUUUUAGUUAAAUUUUUCUGUUAAUAAGAAAACACAUUUGUAAUGCGAACUAUAGGAACGUAAAUUAUGAGUCAAUUUAGUGAUAAUAUUGGCAUAGGAAGUACGUCAAGUUUGAAUAAUUUAUCAGCACCUGUAGCAUUUGUGCAGUCACUACAACAUCAAGUAAACGAACAUGAUAUUCAUGCUAUAAUUCAAUCUCAAAAGCACAUGCUUGUUCGAUUUGAAAAGACUAAUGAAAUGCUAGUGAAUUGCAAUGCUCUCUUAGCUUCUCGUUAUACUGGUGCAAGCAAGGAGUUGAAAAAACAUAUUUCAUUUCUUACAGAUCUGAAGAAAGACCUUGACUCAGUAUUCAGACGAAUCAGAUUUUUGAAAAUGAAGGUCUCUCAACAGUACCCAGAUUCUUUUGCAGCAUGCAACAAUAAAUUCAAUGUUCUUGAUGAAGAAGAAGAACAGGAUGAAAAGGAGAAUUCACUCCCAAAGGUGGCUAAUACCCCUGACAUAAACACUACAGCUGCUAGUAGUUCUGGAAGCAGAGGAAGUUCUCCUUGCUCAGUUACUUCGCCAUCUACUUCAGACAGUGCAUAGACUUGAAAUUUUCAUUGUUUAUGGCACCUCGCCUUAAGCAAUAUAAUGAUCAAUGCUAAAAGCUUUGAAAUAUUGCAUCUGUGCAUCUUUUGAGGACUAACAAAAAUCAUUUUCGAGUUCUUUCAUAAUUUUUGUGAUAAUAGUCAUUUAUAUUUUUUUCUCUGGUAUGAGAUGUCAAUAAAUUUAUACCUA
Uloborus diversus is the source of this 825-nucleotide messenger RNA. RefSeq names its product kxDL motif-containing protein CG10681-like. The coding region runs from base 115 to 633 and encodes 172 amino acids. The record is from RefSeq and is a predicted model, not a curated record. Gene Ontology annotation, biological process: lysosome localization. Gene Ontology annotation, cellular component: BORC complex. NCBI's taxonomy places the organism in Eukaryota, Metazoa, Arthropoda, Arachnida, Araneae, Uloboridae. The transcript is spliced from 4 exons.